Molecule: messenger RNA, 2837 nt
Organism: Pomacea canaliculata
Lineage: Eukaryota; Metazoa; Mollusca; Gastropoda; Architaenioglossa; Ampullariidae
Product: sorting nexin-2-like
Exons: 12
Coding region: 72-1634 (520 amino acids)
Biological process (GO): early endosome to Golgi transport
Cellular component (GO): endosome; endosome membrane
Molecular function (GO): phosphatidylinositol binding
Source: RefSeq, a predicted model, not a curated record
CAGAAAGAGACUCUUACUGCGGAGAGACAUAAAAGAGGAGAUAACUCGUUACUAUACGCUAUACAGAGAAAAUGGCUGACGGAGUGGAGCCACCCCCUUUUGUAGACGACGAACUAAAAGAUGACGAUGACCUGUUUGCUGAUGCCAAGGAAAAGCCAUCAUCUCCUGACACAGAUGUAAGUGGAAGCAGUAUUCCAGCAAGGAAUAACACAGCACAGGCUAAACAAGAUAUUUUUGAUGAUGGAGCAGAGAUCAAACUGGAUUCUGAUGAUGAAGAUACACCAUCAUCUCCAGAAGAGCGGAGACAAAGUUCUGGUGAAUACACAAGUCUUUUUGACUCUGGUUCCUCCACAACAGCUUCGGUUUCCAAACAAGCAGAGGAGACUCCACAAAUUGCAGUAUCACAAAGUUCAACCUCCUCGUCAAGCAAGGCUUCUGGAACAGCCAGGAAUUCCAAAGAUGAGAUGGAUGAGGAAGAUGAAGAGCAGUAUGACAUAAAAAUUACAGUUACCGAACCUCAAAAGAUGGGUGAUGGAAUGUCAGCAUAUAUGGUGUACCGUGUGGUAACCAAGACUACUAACCCAGUUUUCCGCAAGUCUGAGAUGAGUGUUCCAAGACGAUUCAGUGACUUCCUUGGUCUUCAUGCCAAGCUAGCAGAGAAACACACUCCCCAGGGCAUUGUGGUCCCCCCUGCCCCAGAGAAAAGUGUGAUAGGUAUGACAAAAAUUAAGAUGUCAAAGGAGGAGUCAGGGUCUGCUGACUUUGUGGAGCGAAGAAGAGCUGCUUUGGAACGAUACUUGAAUCGCACAGCUGCACACCCUGUCCUUCUUGAUGAUCCAGACUUUCGUGAGUUCUUGGAAAAAGAUGCAGAACUACCUCGAGCAACAAGCACAUCUGCAUUGAGCGGUGCAGGAGUCUUGAGGCUUUUCCACAGAGUUGGCGACACACUUGAAAAGAUUGCUUUCAAAAUGGAUGAAAAUGAUGAGUGGUUUGAGGAAAAGCAGCAGGAGAUUGAAGCCCUGGACCAGCAGCUUCACAAGCUGCUUACAAGUGUUGAAGCACUUGUGGCUCACCGUCGUGAGCUUAGCAUGGCUACAGCAGCAUUUGCUAAAAGUGCAGCCAUGUUGGGAAACAUUGAAGAACACACAACACUCUCACGUGCUCUCUCCCAGCUGGCAGAGACAGAGGAGAAGAUAGAAGCUGUGCACCGGCAGCAAGUUGACACUGAUUUCUACGUUAUUGCUGAGUUACUUAAGGACUACAUUGCUCUCAUAGGUGCUGUGAAGGAGGUGUUCCACGAACGUGUGAAGUCAUACCGGAGCUGGAAGGAAGCUGAAACAAUGCUUGCUAAGAAACGAGAGGCCAAGACUAAGUUUGAACUGCAGCACAAAUCUGACAAAGUGGCCCAGGCUCAGGGGGAGAUUACUGAGUGGGAGGGCAAGGUUGACAAAGGGCAAGAAGAUUUUGAAAAGCUGUCCAAGACCAUUCGGCGAGAAGUGAUCAGGUUUGAAUCACAUCGUGUAACUGACUUCAAGGACAGUGUGGUACGCUAUCUUCAGGCGCUUAUGGAGAACCAGCAGAAGCUUAUCAAGUACUGGGAAGCCUUUUUGCCCGAGGCAAAAGCCAUUGCCUAAAGUUCUGCCAACAUCAUUAGCAACUCCAGCAACCUGGGUUGUGCUCUCUCAAGAGACAAAAAAAUGUGAUAGGGUGUGAAAGAUUUUUAUUUGGACACUUAAGAACUGUUCAUGUACAUUCCUCUCACAGGCACGCAUCUUUUUUUUUUUCACCCUGCGCUUAUGUGUCAAUAUUUUGCUAGUAAAAAGUACUGAAAAUAUCUUGUCAACUUGUUUUCAAAGCAGUUGCCCAUGUAGUACUGGAUGGUGGCUCUGGUUCCACCCAACCAUCUGGUACUUGGCUGCUGCCUGGAGUUCCUUCAGGCACUAGAAAUGAGUCCCAGGUCUCCCUAGAAAAUAUACACAUGCAUCAAACCAACAUACAGAAGAGACUUUUUACCUCAAUAUGAGCAUAGCAAUCGAUUUGGUGUUCACUAUCUUGUGCACUUAGCAAACCUGUAGGACUUGCAAAAAUAUGCCACAUCAUGUGUGCAAUAACGUGUAACCAAAGUUCUAAUGACCAAAAUUUGGACAUAACCAAAUAGCAGACAAUUGCAGAAACUCUUGCGAUGCUAAACUAUCAAGAAGUGAUAUCAUUUUUCUGUGAUCUUGCCGUUAGCUCUGCUUAAGUGGGGAAAAAAGUUAGCAUGCUAAGUGCAAUAACCAAAACAAAAUUGCAACUUGGCACAAGAAUCGCAGUAGCGUAUCAAGUGUAAGUCUAACACUCUGUUACAAACUGCUACAUUUUAUAUGCUUUAGGCACACCACACAUAGGCUUGUAUGUUUGUGCAAUAGAAAUUCUGCAUAUGCUUUGCACUGGCACUUUUACAAGGACUAAUGGCACUGCAUAUGAAAUGCUACAUGGUGCAUAUGAUCACAUUUAAAAUCCAUUUAUAUAAUGACACUGAAGGGCAAUGUCUUUUUUUCUUUAUUCUUUUGAUCUUUGCAUUAACAUGAAAUUAAACUAAGCAAAAAGAAGCAGCUGAAACAUGUUUCACUUGCCUGAUGGCUAACAGAGAAUGAAGGUUCAAGCAUGCCUGCUGGUAGAACUGCUCAAAGGGCACCAUAGAGCUGUUGUUGUAGUACAUCACUGAAAAAAAUGAUGAUGUUUAUACAAAGAGGACAAAGACGUUACUAGCAGUAAGCAAACUUACUUUUUGUUAGAACUGUCUCUGGUGUUAAAAGAUGUGAUGAAUCAGUUUAUAAAAAUACUAAAAUGCCUCA